AUGCUUGAAACAGAUGAAAACACAGAAUUUUUCAGCACAGAAAUAGAAGUCUCAGCAGAGAGCGAGGAACCAAAUGGAAAUUUUAUACAGGUACCCGAAACAAAAGCACCUUCAGUUGUCACUCUGACCUUGGACCUUGUGGGUGGCCCUGCAGCCUCCCUGGCAGUGAUCACAGAGACAGGCCAUCUGACCACGCUGAGUCUGGAGGGACUUCUGGCCCUGACCCUGCAUCCCAGGUGCAGCAGCAGCGGCGGCGGCGGCGGCGGCGGCGGCAGCAGCGUCCAGAGGACACAGCCCUGCACCCCCAGGCGCGCCUGCUCCUCAGGGAGUGUGUUUUUGCAGGAUCUCUCUGAGAUCCGCUGCUGGGAGCCCUCCAGGAUCAAGGGCUCAGCGGUUAAGUUGGCGAGGCCUCGGCAUCCUGUCCCACUGGGUCCAGGACUCUCCAGCCUCUCCAGCUUUCUUCGGGUCAACCUGGAGACGAGCGCUGGGCCUCAAUUUCCUUCCUCAGGCCUAUUAACACAUGCUCUGAGCGGAGACCGAAGACGCAGGACAGGGCUAAAGGAGAAAUUACUGCGCUUCGCUUACACAACGAAACUCAACUCCAAGCUCCCCACCCCAUCCUCGUCUCCGCCCUUCACUAUGAAAGAGGACCCAACACGCCCACCACGGGCGAGCGGCAGUGACGUCAGCCUCAAGAGGCGCAUGCGCUGUGCUUUGGGUCCCUUUCUGCGCUUUUCCACCUACGGGCCGGACGGUCUCGGCGCGGCCGGAACUACAGUUCCCAGCGGCCCGUGCGGGGCGGUCUCGGUGCAGCUGGAACUACAGUUCCCAGGGCCCGCGCGGCGGGGGCGGGAGGUGAUAGAGUCUGUCCCUCCUGCUGGGCCUGAGGCAUCCGAGUCCACGGCGGAUGAAAAUGAAGAUGACAUUCAGUUUGUGAGUGAAGGACCUUUAAGGCCUGUCCUUGAAUACAUCGAUCUGGUCAGCAGUGAUGAUGAAGAGCCGAGCACCUCUCGCAGUGAUGGUAAUGUUGCGCAUAAAGACCACAUCGACCAUCAGAAGGACAAAGUUGCUUUAACCCUGGCUCGUCUAGCCCGCCAUGUCGAAGUGGAGAAGCAGCAGAAAGAAGAGAAGAACAGAGCAUUCAGGGAAAAAGUCGAUUUUCAGCAUGCCCAUGGGUUACAAGAAUUGGAAUUUAUUCGAGGACAUUCUGAUACUGAAGCAGCAAGACUGUGUGUGGACCAGUGGUUAAAAAUGCCAGGACUCAAAGCAGGCACAAUUAAUUCUGGAACAAAAAGUUCAUUCCGAAGAGGAGGCCAAAUACGAGUGUCUGGGAAACCAAUUUCAUGUCCCAUAAUGCACUGUAACAAGGAAUUUGAUAAUGGGCACCUUCUCUUAGGACAUUUGAAAAGGUUUGAUCACUCUCCGUGUGAUCCAACAAUUACGCUACAUGGACCCUUCAUCAGCUCUUUUGCCUGUGUAGUGUGUUAUAAUUUCGUUACUCAGCAGCAAUACAGGGAGCACCUUUUUGCUAAGGAAGCUGCAGAUGAUGGACAUAAAAACAGCCUUCUUCCUCAGAUUAUUCAGUGUUUUGCGUGUCCAAAUUGCUUCCUUCUGUUUAGCAGCAAGGAUGAGUGUUUGAAGCAUAUGUCUGGGAAGAAUCAUUUCCAUCAGAGUUUUAAACUGGGUGAUGACAAGGGGCUGGCACACCCAAUAUCAUUUCCAUCUUUUGCAAAGAAACUCUUGAUCUCUCUGUGCAAAGACGUCCCAUUUCAAGUCAGGUGUGUGGCCUGCCACCAGACGCUGCGUUCCCACAUGGAGCUCACGGCCCAUUUCAGAGUUCGUUGUCGAAAUGCUGGUCCUGUAGCUGUGGCUGAGAAGAGCAUUGCUCAGGUGGCAGAGAAAUUCAUACUACGAGGCUAUUGUCCACAUUGCAACCAUGCCUUUGUGGACGAAACCAGCACCCGGAAUCACAAGCAGAAUUCAGGACACACAGUCCGAGUCAUCACCUCGAUGGAAGAGUCAGUCCUGCUUUACUGCCACAGCAGCGAAGGGAGCAGACCUCAGUCAGACUUAAACCUGUUGCAAGAUCCAUCCAAGUUUUCAUCACUUAAAAGAACAAUGUCAGUUCAAAACUCUAGCUCACAAGAUUGCAGCACCAUUCCAAAAAAGAAGAUGAAUUUAGGAGGUAAAAGCCAUGAAGGUGUGGUUUCUGUUCAGCGGGCAAAGCCAGCUGUUAAGGCCUGGUUUUGUGAAUGCCAUCAACGGUUCCCAAGUGAGGAUGCAGUAGAAAAGCACGUGUUCUCAGCAAACACCAUGUGUUACAAGUGUGUGGUCUGUGGGAAGGUGUGUGAAGAUUCAGGAGUUAUCCGUUUACAUAUGAGCCGCAUCCAUGGAGGGGCACAUUUAAAUAAUUUUCUUUUCUGGUGUCGGACAUGCAAAAAGGAGUUAAGGAGAAAGGCGAUAAUGGCACAUGUGACCGAGUUUCAUAACGGACACAGGUACUUCUAUGAGACUGAUGAGGAGGAAGGGGAGACUCUGCCACCGUCCUCCGCAGCGGCGGUGAGCGGUUUGACUGCAGAGAGUCCUUCAUCUGUCACCAUUGCGGAUCACUCCCGGGCAAGCAGCCCCCCAAGGGGUAAGUGGCAGUGCCGGAUCUGUGAAGAUAUGUUCGAGUCCCAGGACGCUGCGAGGCAGCACUGCAUGUCUUUGGCAAGUCACCAGUUUCACAGGUACAGCUGUGCCCACUGCAAGAAGACGUUCCACAAGAGGGAGACGCUGUACCGGCACUGCCAGGACGAGCACGACAGCGAGGUGCAGAGCCGCUCUUUCUGCGGGCUCUGCGACCUGACCUUUGACGCGGAGGAAGCUUUUCUGAGUCAUUACAAGGAGCGGCACAGCACAGAUUAUGUGUUUGUGUCGGAGAAAACGGCCGUGUCGAUUAAAACCGAGAGCGACUUCCCGGUGGCGGAGACCAGCGGCCUGCUGACCUGCGGCUGCCGUGAGAGCUACAUCUGCAAAGUGAACAGGAAGGAGGACUACGGCCGGUGCCUCCAGGCCAUGCUGGACAAAGGCCGGCUGUGGUUUCGCUGCGGCCUGUGUUCGGCGACGGCGCAGAACGUGGCCGACCUGAACGUGCACGUGCAGCAGGCGCACGGCGGGGAGCGGGGCGCCGAGGCGGGGGGCCCGUGGUUCACGAUCAAGUGCGGCACGUGCACCAAGGCCUUCCAGGACCCGGAGAGCGCGCAGCAGCACUUCCACAGGAAGCACUGCUUCCUCCAGAAGCCCAGCCUGGCGCACUUCGGCUCGGAGAAGGCAAGCCCGUACACGUUUGCCGCCGGUGCCUCCCGUGCAGAGAGAAAACCCAAGCCGGCGGUGAGCCACCCAAAGAAUUCAGACCCGGAGCCGGGAGCCGAGAGUGAGCGAGGCGGCCAGAGUGUAGACGAAGACAUUGAGCUUCCAGAUUUGGAUUACCUGCGGACCAUGACGCACAUAGUCUUUGUAGACUUCGAUAACUGGUCAAACUUUUUUGGUCAUCUACCAGGGCAUCUGAACCAAGGAACAUUUAUCUGGGGCUUUCAAGGAGGAAACACCAACUGGAAGCCUCCAGUCAACUGUAAGAUCUAUAAUUACCUGAAUAGGAUCGGCUGCUUCUUCCUCCAUCCUCGCUGUAGUAAGAGGAAAGACGCUGCGGACUUUGCCAUAUGUAUGCACGCUGGCCGUCUAGAUGAGCAGCUACCCAAGCAGAUUCCUUUCACCAUCCUCUCAGGAGAUCAAGGCUUUCUGGAGCUAGAGAAUCAAUUUAAGAAGACUCAGAGGCCAGCACAUAUACUCAACCCUCACCACUUAGAGGGAGAUAUGAUGUGCGCCUUGUUAAAUAGCAUAUCUGACACCACCAAAGAGUGUGACAGUGAUGAUAACCUGGGUGUAGAAAGCGCUUCAGUGGGAGAAGAAUUCAGAUCUGCAGAAGAUGUGGAAUUAGAAGAAGCGAUUAGAAGAAGUCUUGAGGAAAUGUAAUUAAAGAUAUUACCACACAGCAUCAAGUGGCCUUGAAGAGACUCAGGAUAAUGAAGUCUUGAGUUUGUUUUCUAAAGGAGACCAGAAAUCUGCUGGUGCACAUGUAUUUGAAAACAUGCUUUUUUUGCUUUCAUAUGUUCAAAAUCUGAUACUGCUCUGUAUUUUUGUGCUAUUUUGCAAAAAUGUAUAGAGGAAUAGAAUACAUGUUAAUGCAGAUACAGACCAUGUGUUCCAAUACUGGUAUCACUGUUUCCCAGUUAAUUUUGAAUUCAUAUAUUUAGGUUUAAAGAAUUAAAAAAAAAAGAAGGAGCAGCAGCUCUUGACUAUUGUUUAUAUGUUUCCCAAAUAAAAUUGGUUCUUUAAUUUUAUUUAUACUGUACAGAUGAUUCUAGUUUAUUUUUUUAGGAGUGAAAAUGAAUAUAAAUAAAGCUGUCAUAGUUCACUUUUUCUGUAAAUUCAACUUCUGAUGUGGCACUAAUGUAUCAUACCUUUGAGAAUUUUGUAUAUGGUUAUUGAAAGGGAGCAAUGGAAACUGAUCAUGGAAACAGAUUAAAAAUUUUAUCAGCAGUGUUCUUUGUGGGUUUCACUCAGAGGUAUAUCCCUGCUUUAAUUAGAGCAGCACAUGGCUGGAAUUAAAAAAAAACCCUAAUUUCUUUGAAAGUAUUAAAAAGAAACUUUUUCCAUUCCUUUUCCCUGCUUAGACUUUUAUGUGACUUCUAUUAUCUGCUGUUUAAAGGGAAGGAUGUCAAAAUAUUUGCAUAGAAUUAAACUUACUUUUAAUAAUAUUAGCCCUUUAUAUAUAUAUAUUUGUGUAAACAUAGUAUUCUUCAGAAAAUAAUAUUGAAGUUCUACUCAGGAGUAAUCUCCCUUAACCCUUUAAAUUUUUAAUUUCAUAUGGAAAUAUCUUCAUUAUACUUAUUCAUUGUCAGUUUCCUACAGAUGAUAUUACAUAUUUAAUUUUUAAAUGUUGAGACCACAUUGUGAAUAAUAAAAAAUAUUAUAUAAUUAGAAGACUGAGAAGGGGCUUGUCAUACUAUCUUUGUGUAGAUGCUUCAUGUUAUUUGACCAGAAAUUUUGUGUAGUAAUUACUUACCAAACUUAAAAUUUUCUGUAAAUACAAAUUUUUCUUUAAGACAAAAAAAAA
Vicugna pacos (alpaca) is the source of this 5158-nucleotide messenger RNA. NCBI's taxonomy places the organism in Eukaryota, Metazoa, Chordata, Mammalia, Artiodactyla, Camelidae. The record is from RefSeq and is a predicted model, not a curated record.